AUGCCGUCGUUCCUCAAGGACCACCUCAGCAUUCGGCGCAAGUCCAAGACGUCGCUCAAGAACAAGGCCUCCGAUGAGUCCAACAGUAGCUCGGAGAAUGGCAGCGAGUUCCCACAACCGGGCACCUUGAGCACAUCCUCUUCCACCCUGAACUUGGGCAAGAGAUCGCCGUCCACAGCCCUGUCAGUGUCAUCGCAGCGGGGCUCAAACUCCAACCUGGCGGGCAUGAGCAGCGUCAAUGGCGAUGGCACUAUGCUACCACCGCCAGUCCCAGCGAGGCCCCGAAUGGGAAUGCCUGCUCAGAACGUGGACCGCUCAACACCUGCGACAUCGACGCUGGCACCACGUGUGCUUUCCAUCUCGGACGGUUCCUGGGUACAUCAGAAAGUGCUGCUCAUCUACGGACAAUGCGCCGACCCGACACAACCCAUCGAUGGACAGCUUACCGUCUGCCACCAUCAGGACAACUUUCCACCAAUUCAGUGGCCGGUCCACGACUCGCACUUCAAAGCGCUUGUAUAUCUCCAACCAGGGCCAAACAGAUUGCGACUCGACUUUACUUCGCCCAAAAUACCCACACCCAACACAUCGAUCCCGGCGCAUUCGUCAUGGAUCAACAUCAACUUUCUCCCCCUCAUCGCAUCCCCACCUCUGCAACUCUGCAUACUAGUGGCGAAAGACUCACCCGAGACAUACGAUGCGGUCCCAGAGCGCGUUCAAAAGGAGGGCAAUGGCUUGGCUACCGCCAUCAAGAAAUUUAGAAUGUCGGCGUAUCUCUGGCAGGCCUUCACUGCCGAGCAGAUGAAUCGCAAUGGCUUUGGGAGGAGAUGCUAUCGAUAUGAAGAGGAGUGGCAGCCUGGGACGUUGACAUGGAAGGAUGCGGAAACUGGGCAAAUGCGAAAUGAGGCCAAGAUUCACAUCAUCCGCAUGAACAAGACUGUAAAGGAGAUUCAGGAUCUGGAAAUUGCCCAACAGCAUGGCCCGGCCACCAAAAAGGGAGAUCUUUUCAGCAUUGCGAUGGACGCCGUUCGUGCGUACUUUGCACCACGACCUGRACAGCCGCAAUACGUUUCUUGCUUGUAUUUGGACGCCCAUUGGGAUAAGAAGGUGGGUGUGGUGAGAGGACAUGCGGCAUUGGGUGGCGGAGACGAACAGAUCAAGCUUGCCAUUUUUGGAUCGCACUGCUUKCAAUCCUACCCAACACACAUCGAAGAGGUCGUUCCGGCAUUCACAGACUGCACACGGACCAACACAGACUUUGUGGCCAACGACUCCAAUGAGUGCGGAUCAAGUUGGGAGGCCGCCAAUAUUGGGAUUGGAGCACAUCUUCACGAGACUGGUCAUCUUCUUGGUUGUCCUCAUCAGGAAUCAGGAGUGAUGCUGCGAGACUAUGUCACAUUAAAUCGAACAUUCACCACAAGGGAAUCGUAUGCUACCCGCACAAAAGCGCAAGGACAGCGGUUGUGUCUUCCAAAGGACGAGUGCGCGUGGCACAGACUGGACGCUCUGCGCUUCCGCUUCCAUCCGACGUUCCGGCUUCCAACAGACCAGGCCGUUGCUGGAGACACCAGCGUGCAAGUGUGGACUGUUGAGAACUCGCAAGUCCUCGUCACGGCAGCCACUGGCGUUGCAUGGAUUGAGUUGUACCCUGAAGGUGACGACGUGUGCCAUCACUGGAUCGAGUAUCUAGACCAGACCAAUGCGUCAGCCGGCGCGCCGCGCCAAAUUACAUUGACGGAGAGCGUGUUGAAAGACAACCUGCCUGGUGAGAAACGCAAGCGGAAACUCAGCUUAAAGGUCUUCAGCUGUGGUGGUGGAGAGCACGAGGUCAAAGACUUCGCCCAGCUUAUCGCAUCAAACAACAAAAUCAAGCUUCCUGACGGUCGUCCUGGAUUCCGCAGCUCCAAACUUGGGUUUAGUCAAAUGRAGGGAUCACAACCGCAGGAGCAUAUUUUGGGAAUUUGUGAGAAGAAGAAUAUUGAUAGGAGAGUGAGACUUUUACUCAGCAUCAAAAUAUACCAUGGAGACUGCAUGGAUGGUAUGGAGUUUGUGUAUGAAGAUGGCACCAGUGAGCUCUUUGGGAAGCGCGGCGGACGACCUGGAGGCAGCGAAUUCGUGCUUGACCAGCGUCGAGGGGAGAUGCUGAUGGGAUUCUAUGUGAGGGCUGGAUUCUGGAUAGAUGGGAUCCAAAUCAUGACGACUAUUGGGAGAAAGAGCGAGAUGUAUGGAAAGGCGACUGGCGGGUCCGGACACACACUUAUCCCGCCUCGCGGCUACAGCAUUGCAGGAGUUUAUGGGAGUUGCGGAGCAUGGUUGGACGGAUUUGGGCUCAUCAUUACUCGGUGA
Messenger RNA from Ramularia collo-cygni, 2346 nucleotides. Its product is annotated as probable zinc metalloproteinase. Gene Ontology annotation, cellular component: cytoplasm. The coding region runs from base 1 to 2346 and encodes 781 amino acids. The record is from RefSeq and is a predicted model, not a curated record. The transcript has 2 exons. Lineage: Eukaryota; Fungi; Ascomycota; Dothideomycetes; Mycosphaerellales; Mycosphaerellaceae.